AUGCCGACUCAGCAACCGCAGCAGGGAUCACCGCCAUUGACUCCGACCUUCACUCCCGCCAUGCGUGAUCUGCAGGCCCGGGGGAAGAACCCUUUCCAAGGCCAUCCUGGGCACGAGGACCACCACUCUGUAAUGCACCUUGGGCUUGGCCAGUGCCUUCCCAAGGAUACGUACGAGGCCAGAGAACGUAGGAGCUAUGCCAUGUCGGUGCUGGACCACCCGGAGAAGCUGAUGAUGUACGCGCAGAGCGAAAAUGAUUCUAUUUCCAGCCAGCGGCUGCGCUUCAUGCAGAUGGCCUGCGGCCUGGGCCCCGAGAGGAUGAACCCGGAUUUCACCAUGGGCCCGGAGAACGGCUCGAAGAGCAACCCGUCCACCCCGCUGAAGGGUCCGGUGCUGGGACAGCGGAUCGUGAGUGGUACUGGCGGUUUCACUAUCGGGGGACCCUCGAGCGGAUGA
Molecule: messenger RNA, 456 nt
Organism: Clonostachys solani
Lineage: Eukaryota; Fungi; Ascomycota; Sordariomycetes; Hypocreales; Bionectriaceae
Source: the annotation of a GenBank genome assembly